UUUUGUUUUUGUAGGAAAUAUGGACAAACACUCUAAAAUAAGAAAGGAUAUGUCCAAUACAUUGUAUCGUUGUUUAUGUUAUAUGAAGAGCCCACUUAAAACAAUUUUAGAAUUUUGAAGAGACAAAAUACUUAUGAUAAAUUAAUCGGUUGGAGUGGUACAUGUAUAUGAGAAUGUAAUGCACUUACAGAAAAAAAAAAUCAGCAAUACGUAAACCAGAUUCAAGGAAAAUCUAAUGAUUUCAGAAAUAGAGAUGCCGACUACAUGUACAGUAUCAUUUUAUCCUCUAAAACUGAUUCUGUUAAUUUCAGAUAUCAUUUAUCAUUUAUUAAAUUGUUUCUAAACAUUUCUUUUAUUUUUAAAAGUAUUUAUUUAUUGCAAAAUGAUUUAAGAGCAUAAAAAUUUCGCCUGCCUCUCCCUCUCUCCUCUUUUCCCUAAAAUGAUGUGGACGUUUUUGCGUACAAACGUACGCCUGGCUACGCACCUGCAUGAACUGAUGGAAGUGGAAUUGCUGUGACAGUGGGAUCGGUUAUCAUUGUUAGAUAUGGGCGAGGAUCUAGUGUGGUGGAUCACAUUUAGUUUGACCCUAUUGUGUAAGGAUAUUUUUGCUUCGUGCCCGAUUUUUGCUGCCCCAGUUAUCAACAUUACAGUCGUGGAGGGUAAAACCGCCAAAUUGCCAUGUUCGGUUCAGUCUCUUGGAGAAUAUCAGGUCUUUUGGGCGGAUAAAUUUUCAACAAUAUUGACUCUUGAUGAAAAGCGAGUCAUUGAUGACGAGAGAAUGGAAAUUUAUAGACCUUAUACCUCAGAUUGGAAUCUAUUAAUUCGGGACGUCAAAGUAGAAGAUAGCGGGUGCUAUACUUGUCGAAUCAACACCAUUCAAGUAGUUAAAACUAAGCCCGUGGAGCUUAACGUUUUAGUCCCUCCACGAAUUCUAAACAAAAAUGAAAUCUGGAAAAAGAAAGAGAUCUUAACAAAAGUAGGAGAGACUGUCAACAUAACCUGCAUCGUCUCGGGAAUUCCCACGCCGAGAGUGAAGUGGUACAGGCACCCUUUAAAAAACACAGUGGAAGGUAUAGUAAAUGUGACAUCAGAGAUAAAACGGCAGGGAAGCGGAGAAAGAGAGUCAUGCAUUUACACGGUGGAGAAACCAGAUAUUGGAAUGGAGGGUGAAAUCCUUGUGAUACAUAAAAUCAGUCGGUACUGUGACGGAAUCUACCAGUGCGUGGCCUCCAAUGGUGUACCUCCAGCCGCAGAAAUGGAAACCGCCGUUAUUGUAGAAUAGGGUUUUGGUGCAAAGAUCUAGGAUUGGCAGAUCAUUUAGCCUCAUCCUCUGUGUGAUUUUGCUUAUGGAAGGGGAUGUCAAAGCAGACAAGGGCCUCUAUACGAGAGAAAAAGGACUGCUGAUAGAAUAUUAUAUCAUUUUAGUCUUCGUCAUCUGACAUCUUAGAUAUUGUCUGUCUACUACUGGUUUACCAACCUUGAUGUCUCUGGUUGAAAGUAAUCCAUGGUGACAAAUCUAGAAUCCAGAACUACAAGUACAAUAUCUCCAGAUAAGCCACAGUCACAGCCGAAUGCUGAAACAUCAACUCAGUAUACACCGAUGUCGAAAGGAUCUAUUCACAAUCAAGAUUUGGGUUUGAAAUAGCAUUCUUUGAUUAAAAAGCAUCCUUAUAU
Molecule: messenger RNA, 1674 nt
Organism: Saccostrea cuccullata (small rock oyster)
Lineage: Eukaryota; Metazoa; Mollusca; Bivalvia; Ostreida; Ostreidae
Product: opioid-binding protein/cell adhesion molecule-like
Exons: 9
Coding region: 545-1282 (245 amino acids)
Cellular component (GO): neuron projection
Source: RefSeq, a predicted model, not a curated record